Messenger RNA from Urocitellus parryii (Arctic ground squirrel), 1951 nucleotides. NCBI's taxonomy places the organism in Eukaryota, Metazoa, Chordata, Mammalia, Rodentia, Sciuridae. The record is from RefSeq and is a predicted model, not a curated record.
CGAGGGCAGCGGAGGAGGCGAGGAGCGCCGGGUACCGGGCCGGGGGAGCCGCGGGCUCUCGGGGAAGGGACGGAUGAUGAACAAGCUUUACAUCGGGAACCUGAGCCCCGCSGUCACUGCCGACGACCUCCGGCAGCUCUUUGGGGACAGGAAGCUGCCCCUGGCGGGACAGGUCCUGCUCAAGUCAGGCUACGCCUUCGUGGACUACCCCGACCAGAACUGGGCCAUCCGCGCCAUCGAGACCCUCUCGGGUAAAGUGGAAUUGCAUGGGAAAAUCAUGGAAGUUGAUUACUCAGUCUCUAAAAAGCUAAGGAGCAGGAAAAUUCAGAUUCGAAACAUCCCUCCUCACCUGCAAUGGGAGGUACUGGAUGGACUUUUGGCUCAGUAUGGGACGGUGGAGAAUGUGGAACAAGUCAACACAGACACAGAAACUGCUGUUGUCAACGUUACCUAUGCAACAAGAGAAGAAGCAAAAAUAGCCAUCGAGAAGCUAAGUGGGCAUCAGUUUGAGAACUACUCCUUCAAGAUUUCCUACAUCCCGGAUGAAGAGGUGAGCUCCCCUUCGCCCCCUCAGCGAGCCCAGCGUGGGGACCACUCUUCCCGGGAGCAARGCCACGCCCCCGGGGGCUCUUCUCAGGCCAGACAGAUUGAUUUCCCGCUGMGGAUCCUGGUCCCCACCCAGUUUGUUGGUGCCAUCAUCGGAAAGGAGGGCUUGACCAUAAAGAACAUCACUAAGCAGACCCAGUCCCGGGUAGACAUCCAUAGAAAAGAGAACUCAGGGGCAGCAGAAAAGCCUGUUACCAUCCAUGCCACCCCAGAGGGGACAUCUGAAGCCUGCCGCAUGAUUCUUGAAAUCAUGCAGAAGGAAGCUGAUGAGACCAAACUAGCUGAAGAGAUCCCUCUGAAAAUCUUGGCCCACAAUGGUUUGGUUGGAAGACUGAUUGGCAAAGAAGGCAGAAAUUUGAAGAAAAUCGAACAUGAAACAGGGACCAAGAUAACAAUCUCAUCUUUGCAGGAUUUGAGCAUAUACAACCCUGAACGAACCAUCACUGUGAAGGGCACAGUGGAAGCCUGUGCCAACGCUGAGAUAGAGAUCAUGAAGAAGCUACGUGAGGCCUUUGAAAACGAUAUGCUGGCCGUUAAUCAACAAGCCAAUCUGAUCCCAGGGUUGAACCUCAGCGCACUUGGCAUCUUUUCAACAGGACUGUCCGUGCUGCCACCACCAACAGGGCCCCGCGGAGCUCCCCCCGCUGCCCCCUACCACCCCUUCGCUACACACUCCGGAUACUUCUCCAGCCUGUACCCCCAUCACCAGUUCAGCCCGUUCCCGCAUCAUCACUCUUAUCCAGAGCAGGAGAUUGUGAAUCUCUUCAUCCCAACCCAGGCUGUGGGUGCUAUCAUUGGGAAGAAAGGGGCACACAUCAAACAGCUGGCUCGAUUUGCAGGAGCUUCCAUCAAGAUCGCCCCAGCAGAAGGCCCAGAUGUCAGUGAAAGGAUGGUCAUCAUCACCGGACCACCAGAAGCGCAGUUCAAGGCCCAGGGACGAAUCUUUGGGAAACUGAAAGAAGAAAACUUCUUUAACCCCAAAGAAGAGGUGAAGCUGGAAGCCCACAUCAGAGUGCCCUCUUCUACAGCUGGCCGUGUGAUUGGCAAAGGUGGCAAGACCGUGAAUGAACUGCAGAACUUAACCAGUGCAGAAGUCAUUGUGCCUCGAGACCAAACACCAGAUGAAAACCAGGAAGUGAUCGUCAGAAUUAUCGGGCAUUUCUUUGCUAGCCAGACUGCACAGCGCAAGAUCAGGGAAAUUGUACAACAGGUGAAGCAGCAGGAGCAGAAAUACCCUCAGGGAGUCGCCUCACAGCGCAGCAAUACAGCAGAGGAAGAUGGUGAACUCAUGGGAUUCCAGAGUAGCCACGUGCCUCCUAAAUCACUUAAAAUGGGGCAUCCUUAA